AUGUCAACGGCCCAGGCUGAAAAUCCAAUCCUACGGUCGUUAAAUGCGGCUCAGCGCCGUGCUGUUACUUCCAAUGCAUCGACAGUCGCUAUUCUAGCAGGCCCGGGUAGUGGCAAGACGCAUACUCUAACAUCACGCGUCGUAUGGCUGGUGCAACAAACUGGCUACCAGCCGUCAGAUAUCGUUGUGGCAACAUUCACGGUGAAGGCAGCCCGGGAAAUGAAGGAGCGAAUUGGCAAGGUCCUUGGCCCAGAAUGCGAGAGGAAGAUUGUACUCGGCACCUUUCACUCCAUUGCUCGGCGGUACCUCAGUGCCUAUGGCAAGCAUAUAGGCCUCGACUCCAAGUUUGGCAUCGCGGAUGAUGGCGAUUCUAGGGCAAUUAUUCAGCGGAUAUGCAAACGGCACGACUUCAACAUUGAUCCAGGGUUCGCAAGGUCAUGGAUCAGCAAGAAAAAGGCCAAGGGCCAUGCAACGGAACCAGCCUCAAACAAGAAGCAGCCCGAGAAUCCAUCCCUGAAUGAGUGCUACAGGGAGUACCAGGAGCACUUGGAACGAUCAAACUUAUUGGAUUAUGAUGAUCUGCUAGUGCGCUGUGUUGAGCUUUUGAGGGAAUAUCCCGCCUGUGUUUCAAACAUCCAAGCAGUUCUCAUUGAUGAGUACCAGGACACAAAUGGCAUCCAGUAUGACUUGAUGAAAUUAUUUGCACAAGCCCGCCAACGAAUAACAAUUGUUGGUGAUCCCGACCAAAGUAUCUAUGGCUGGCGGUCGGCCGAGAUCCGAAAUUUAUACCGUUUACUACGAGAUUAUCCCGAAACCGACGAGAUAUCCUUGGAGGAAAAUUACCGAUCAUCUCAGUCAAUUCUCGACGUUUCAUUAACAGUAAUUCAACAAGAUAAGAAGAGAUAUCAAAAAGUCCUUUUACCGGUCCAUACAAAAGGUGCAAGGCCAGUUCUGCGAAAGUUGAAGAGCUCUGCCGCCGAAGGGGACUGGAUCGUGUCGGAAAUUAAACGGGCUGUCAUGAUGUUUGGGGACAUGCUCACAUAUGAAGAUGUGGCUAUUCUUUUGAGGUCUGCUUCUCUUUCCAGGCAUAUCGAGGCGGCACUGGGAAAGGCGGGGCUGGCUUAUCGGAUGAUUGGAGGCCACAAGUUUUAUGAACGAAAGGAAAUCAAGAUUUUGCUGGAUUACUUGCGCGCAAUCUAUCAGCCAGACAACAACGACGCCAUUGCCCGAAUCAUCAAUGUCCCGCGUCGAGGAAUUGGAGACACGACAAUCAAGCGACUUAUAGAAGAGGCUGAGCAACAGAAGAUGAGUCUCUGGUCACUAUUAAGGAAGCAUUGCCAGGGUACUCGUAAAGCCACGACAAAGAUACUGCCUAAGAUGGAACAGAAACUCAACACUGAGCUACUGAGAUUGAUAUCAAACCUUCAAACCCAGGCCCAGCAAAUCACAGAGAACUCUCAACAAGACUUGGUUAGUCUGAUUGAAAAGUUGCUGUCGCAGCUCAAUUUCAAGCAAUACCUCGAGUCGGAGUAUCCUGAAGACCAUGAGCAGAGAUGGCAAAGUGUUCAAGAAUUCCUCAGCUUGGCAAACGACUUUGUACGCGAUUCAGCAAAUCUAGAGGACGAACUGUUACCUGAAAUUGAGAAUGUCGAUCAGGUGAAAGAUGAUAGUAUCUUGGGCCGCUUCUUGGCAAAUGUGGCGCUGGCAUCAGAUGCUCAGAAAAACGACGACGGAGCGGAGAAAAAGUCCCUGAUAACUAUAUCAACUAUCCACGCCGCGAAAGGGCUCGAGUGGCCCAUUGUGUUUGUACCGUCCGUCUAUGCUGGCUCCAUUCCCCAUUCAAGGGCUGAGGACUUGGAUGAGGAAAGACGAUUACUCUAUGUAGCCAUGACCAGAGCGCAAGUGCUGCUCUAUCUUAGCUGUCCCUUGUACGGGUCUCAAGGCAUGGGCACAAAGGUCGAGCUAUCGCCUUUCGUCUCACCAUUUGCCUCAGCAGCCUUUGCCAAGCAGGGGACCUCGUUUAACAGACCAGUCCUAGAAGUGGUCGCAAAAAUCCUUGGAAGAGAUCUUCCCAGCGAGAAGGCUAUCUUUGCCAAACUCCCGGCCAUGUUUUCCCCAGAGGACAACCUGUUUCCCGUAGAUCCGGUCGACACAAGAGAUGCGGAAGGCCUAGAUGACUCGGAGGGAUAUCGUCCCAAAGGCACCAAACGACAGCGCUUAAACAACCAGGGCUAUAACAACGACGACGAAGAAGCUGUUGAGGAGCGACCAUGGCAGAAGGAAUACAGCACAACCAUGGAGCAAGCGUCCAGCUUUACCAUGGCGUCCUUACCCGGGUUCGUGUCGGCCGGAGCGCAUCAAAACGCCCUCUCUGCGGCUGCAGCCGAGGCAGAGAAGGCAGCAGCAGCCAAAAAGGCCGUCAAGAUGGGGACAACUCGUCGAAAAGCAGACCAGACUAGCCUUCUUGGAUUCCUACCUGCCGUCGACCCCUCGUUGGCGAAGCACAAACUCGCCAGCGGCAAUGCCCUGAACCGGCCCAGCAGUAUAAAGAAGGAAGACGAGGAAGGCGGUUCUAAGAAGCGGUAUCACUGCUUCUCCAGCUCACCGCCAAGACCAGCUGGAACCGAAGAUGUUAAAGAAGAGACAGCCACACAAGAGGCUUCUGUCCCUGAUCGCCCUGCCUCGAGCUUUCACAGGACGACGUUUGUUUCUGCGACGGCCAGGGGCGGCGUAAGGCCCACCCGAGCCGCCUUUUCCACUUCGGGACGCAUGCUCAAACCGGCAGACGCAAGCAUCUCUACCUCUACACGAAGCUGGAGGAAUUUAUCGCCCCAAUCCCGUCGGUACAUCGCAUACGGAGUUGCGACGUGCUUGGCCGUGGAUGGAUAUCUCGUGUACAACUAUGCGCCUUGGAUCGUGGGUUUGGAGAAGAGGGAUUAG
Trichoderma virens Gv29-8 is the source of this 2940-nucleotide messenger RNA. RefSeq lists its product as uncharacterized. Gene Ontology annotation, cellular component: nucleus. Gene Ontology annotation, molecular function: ATP binding; hydrolase activity; DNA binding. The record is from RefSeq and is a predicted model, not a curated record. Gene Ontology annotation, biological process: recombinational repair. Bases 1 to 2940 code for a protein of 979 amino acids. NCBI's taxonomy places the organism in Eukaryota, Fungi, Ascomycota, Sordariomycetes, Hypocreales, Hypocreaceae. The transcript is spliced from 3 exons.